Paraglomus brasilianum is the source of this 1089-nucleotide messenger RNA. The record is from the annotation of a GenBank genome assembly. Lineage: Eukaryota; Fungi; Glomeromycota; Glomeromycetes; Paraglomerales; Paraglomeraceae.
AUGAACGCCUCACAGGAAGACAAUUAUUCGUGGGUGCUAAAAAGCAUCAAUAAUUUUCAGCUUGAAAAACGCCCUCGACCGCAUCCAAAACCAAAUGAAGUUGUAAUCGCCAUAAAAGCUACUGGUAUCUGCGGUAGUGAUGUUCAUUAUUGGGUCGAUGGUCGCAUUGGUGAUUUCGUCGUAGAAAAAGAGCUUGUCCUUGGACAUGAAUCUGCUGGCAUUAUCGACGAAAUCGGCGAGAAUGUCAAGAAUUUAAAAGUUGGAGAUGCAGUUGUCAUAGAACCUGGCGCACCAUGUUAUGUUUGCAGUUACUGUCGAAAAGGGAAUUAUAAUCUGUGUCCAGAUAUGAAGUUUCCUGCUACACCUCCAAUUGAUGGGACACUGUGCAAGUAUUAUUGCUGCUCAGAAGAUCUUUGCAUAAAAUUGCCUGAAAACUUUCCUCCAGGAAUAGAAGGAGGUGCAUUGAUCGAGCCACUUUCUGUUGGGAUUCAUGCUUGUAAUCAAGCAGGACUGAGAGCAGGGCAAUCUGUAAUAAUAUUUGGGGCGGGACCGGUUGGCCUUCUCACAGCAGCUGUUGCUAAAGCUUCAGGAGCGAUCAAAGUGACAGUUGUUGAUAUCAAUCAAUCCAGGUUGGAUUUUGCCAAGGGCUAUGCUGCUACUGAUGUUAUACUUGCGGAGAAAGUAACGGCAGGUGACAAUGUCAUUGAUCAUUGCAAGAGAUUUGCCAAGAGUCUUCUUGAAGCUGGCAAAGAACGUUCCGAUGUCGUGUUGGAAUGCAGCGGUGCUGAGUCAUCCAUUAUCACAGGGAUUUACAUGACGAGACCAGGUGGCACUUAUGUGCAAGUGGGUAUGGGCAGUGACGUUGUUGCUCUUCCAAUAACACACAUAGGAAUCCAAGAAAUUACUAUUCGAGGGUGCUUCCGAUACUCGAAUGCUCACAGGCAGGCUGUUCAAAUGGUCGCUGCAGGCUUGAUUGAUUUGAAACCACUCGUUACACAUAAAUAUGAAUUUCAAGAAGCAAUCCAAGCCUUUCAAACCGUGAGGGAUCAAAAGGAUGGUGUAAUUAAAGCGCUUAUUCUCGGUGAUUAA